AUGUAUUCGUGGUAUUCAAUUGAGCACAUUGCGUCUAGGUUGAAUAAAAAAGAUAAAAAAAGAGGUUAUUUUUGUAAUUACAAAGGCCCCAAUGUGCAAUGUUGGUGUGAUGAAAACCAAUAUUCUCUCAGUGAUGAAUGUAUCAUCUGUUACCUUGACUUGAAAUUGUGGGUAAACAUAAAAUCUUACCCAGUAGAAGAAGUAGCCAAGAGUUAUUGGCCUACGCCGGACAAAGAUGAUGAAUUUGAUGGAGAAUUCAAUCCUCACUUCCAUGGAAUCUAUCUCUUAAGUGACUAUAACUCGGAUGAAGACAUUAAAUUAGUUUUCCCUGAAAUAGAACCUGACAAUACCGGAAGUAGAAAUAACUUAGAGUUAGCCACAAUACCUUGGUGUAAACAACCACCAACCUAA
Dentiscutata erythropus is the source of this 411-nucleotide messenger RNA. NCBI's taxonomy places the organism in Eukaryota, Fungi, Glomeromycota, Glomeromycetes, Diversisporales, Gigasporaceae. The record is from the annotation of a GenBank genome assembly.